CUGUAGAGAGCGCUGUAUAGCGCUGAUCAACUCCUCUGGUUCCCGGGUCUCGUUUUCACAGUAGCGGUGCGCCAGGAUGCCAUCGAUUGAAUACGACGACUCAAAGCCCAGCUGGGCCGACCAGGUUGAAGAGGAGGGAGAUGAAGGCACUCUCCCAUCACCAAAAGAGACUGUCAAAGGUAACAUUAAGACCGUGACAGAGUACAAGAUUGAUGAGGAUGGCAAGAAGUACAAGAUUGUCCGAACUUUCAAGAUCGAGACGAGGAAAGCCUCCAAAGCAGUUGCUAGGAGAAAGAACUGGAAAAAAUUUGGCAAUUCCGAAUUUGACCCGCCAGGACCUAAUGUCGCCACCACCACCGUGAGCGAUGAUGUAUUCAUGACCUUCAUCUCUAGUAAGGAGGACCUUAAUGCGCAAGACCAAGAAGAGGAUGCUAUGAGCAAGCUGAAAGGCCAGAAAAUUGUGUCUUGCCGUAUCUGUAAAGGAGAUCACUGGACCACCCGCUGCCCCUACAAAGACACUCUGGGCCCCAUGCAGAAGGAGCUGGCAGAGCAGUUGGGUCUGUCCACAGGGGAUAAAGAGAAAGCAGCAGAGCCUGAGCCUGCUCAGCCAGUCCAGAACAAAACUGGGAAGUAUGUUCCUCCCAGCCUGCGGGAUGGAGGCACACGCAGAGGAGAAUCCAUGCAGCCGAACCGUAGAGCUGAUGACAAUGCUACCAUCCGUGUGACCAACCUAUCCGAGGACACGAGGGAGACGGAUCUGCAGGAGCUCUUCAGACCAUUUGGCUCUAUCUCCAGGAUCUAUCUGGCCAAGGACAAGAACACUGGCCAGUCUAAGGGUUUUGCCUUCAUCAGCUUCCACAGGCGUGAGGACGCUGCCAGAGCUAUCGCAGGAGUGUCAGGCUUUGGAUACGAUCACCUUAUUCUCAAUGUGGAAUGGGCCAAACCAUCCAACAACUGAGACUGGGGGGCUCCAUUUAUAUUCCAGGAGGAUGUCCGAGUGUUCUCCCAGUAGAAUUUGACUAUUGAUUGAAUAAACAUGUUAAGAAAUAAACCCGUUUGCUUCUAGGUUCAAA
Molecule: messenger RNA, 1073 nt
Organism: Colossoma macropomum (tambaqui)
Lineage: Eukaryota; Metazoa; Chordata; Actinopteri; Characiformes; Serrasalmidae
Gene: eif3g
Product: eukaryotic translation initiation factor 3, subunit G
Exons: 10
Coding region: 77-958 (293 amino acids)
Cellular component (GO): eukaryotic translation initiation factor 3 complex; cytoplasm
Molecular function (GO): translation initiation factor activity; RNA binding
Source: RefSeq, a predicted model, not a curated record